UUUUCACUGGCCAUAGCCAGUCAUUGCGCACUCAGCAUUCAAGCCCCCAAAUCAGCCGCACUGAUGAUGCUCAAAGUCGUAAAGAUCCUCUUGCUAUUCGCCCUUCUGGGCGUGGCCUGUAUCCAGGCCGUCGUGGUCGGACCCCAGCCGCUGCACAACAACAACCGGAACGGCUACCGCUACAAUGGCCCCGCCCACAAGUAUCUGCCAUCGGAGGAGUCGCACUCGCACGGCAGCCACGUGGAUUCGAGUCACAAGCAUGGUCAGCAGGGCACCAGUGAUCCCUACAACUCACAUCAUUACCCAGCACAAAAGCACCAUGACCAGGGAACGCAGGAGCAUGACCAUCAUUCGCCUCUUGCCCAGCAGCAACACCAGCAAAAUCAUCAGAACGCUUACAUUGAAGGACCUGAAUACCAGCAGCAUCAUGGAUUUACCCAACAGCAACAUCAAGAAUUAAACCAGCAGCAAUAUCAUGGACUGAACCAACAGCAUCAAAGUUACGGGCAGCAACACUAUCAACAGAGCCCCAACCAGCUGCAACAUCAUCAGUCGCAACCCUUAGCCGAACACGCCUACGAACCAGCCCAUUUCCAGCAGCAGCAGCCCCAAGAACACGAACCUUGGCAUUCCUCUCAAUCUUCCCAAUCUUCGCAUGGUUUCCAACAGCAGCAGCAACAUGAGCAGUUCCGGCCACAGCAGCAUCACAAUCGCUUUGAGCAACAGCUACCGCUGCGGGAAGACCUUUGGCAACCUAUUCGUGAACUGGACCUGGAGAAGCUGCCAUCGGCGGAGGCGCACGCCACUAGCCACCAGACGGUUGCUGCUCCUGGACGAGAUGUCAAGCUGGUGCCAAGUUACACGCUCUCCAGCGACUUUGAGCACGACCGCUUCAUUGGACUGGAUGGUGUGGACACUCGUCUGCUGACCUUAUCUCUGCCAGAUGCCUACCGCAAGCAGCUCUUCUCCUCGCCCCCCGAACCGUCGUCUUUAAGCCAGCGGCCGCACCAGCAACUCAAGCCUGGCUCCGCCGCCUACGGUAGUUCCACCUCCGAUUUCCUCCAAAUGCAGUCCCACUCGUAUCAGUUGCCCUCAACGUUCAGCACCCACGCGGAGUGGCCCCAGGACAAGGAGCACCAACAGCAACAGGACACCGGCAAUCGUCAGUACGCGACUAGUGGCUACGCAGUUGCCCCUUCGUAUCUGCACACCUCCGAGCCACACACCUCGCAACCGCCCAAAAAUAGCGUGCCCCAUCCGAGCCGUGACUUCCAGCCACCUUACUACUAAAGCAGCCCUUGAACGGACAUAAUAACUGAAUUAACUGGUACGCGGAUCGUCCGCCAGAAGAUCGCACUAUCUUCAACAUUCGCUUUUCUUCGGAAAAGCAUUUGGUCUGAAAAGCAACACUUUUAUAGUAACAAUUGUACAGAUAAAUACUAUUCCUUUUUUUUUAUAUAUUUAAUAAAGAGUGCAUUGGUAAACUUACGGAUUUUGUAGUUGUGCAUGAUAAAAACAGAUCUUUUGAACGUAUGAAUAAAAUGUAAAUUUGGA
Drosophila yakuba is the source of this 1554-nucleotide messenger RNA. Its product is annotated as putative mediator of RNA polymerase II transcription subunit 26. The record is from RefSeq and is a predicted model, not a curated record. NCBI's taxonomy places the organism in Eukaryota, Metazoa, Arthropoda, Insecta, Diptera, Drosophilidae. The transcript is spliced from 2 exons. Bases 64 to 1290 code for a protein of 408 amino acids.